AACCGCAAAACAGAAUCUUCGCCUUUCAAAUUUCCCAAUUUAAAAAAAAAUUAUAAUUUUUUCACUCUUCUCAAGGAAACAGAAAAUUUUUACUUUUCUUUCUUUCAUUUUCUCUCUUGCCAAACACCAAAAAAAAAAAACAAAGCUUCUUUUUCACUCAACACUUAAAAUAAUUUAACGAAAAAAAUGCUUCUUUUUCACUCUAUAUAUAUGUACCUUCUUUUUUUACCUACGUUUUCCCCAGCUUCAAACAGACUUUUUUAAAAAAAUCCCAAAAAGGAAUCGAAAAGAAAAAAAUUGAAAAAAUGGGUUCGGUUCCAUCAGAACUGAGCUUGGAUUUUAGACCCAAAUUUAUACCCAAAACGAUCAGUAAUUUUCUCGAGGAAAUUUCAUUGAUGGGAAGCGUUUCCGAUAAGGUUUCAAAGCUUGAUUCUUUUGUUAAAAGAUUAGAAGAAGAAAUGAGAAAGAUCGAUGGUUUUAAACGUGAACUUCCUCUUUCUAUGCUUCUUUUGAAUGAUGCGAUUUUAGCUUUGAAAGAGGAAUCAACGCAAUGUGUUAGAAGAAGAAAUGUUGAACCUGUUUUAGAAGAAUUUAUUCCAUUGAAGAACAAUCGAAAGGAGAAUAAUAAUCACAGUGAUGAUGAAGAAGAAGAUGAUUCUAAGAAAAAUUGGAUGAGUUCUGUUCAGCUUUGGAACACUGAAGAUGAUGAUCAUAGUUCCAUUGAUGAUAAAUUAGAUACUAAGAGAAACCAUGGGGAUCCAUUUAAAAACAGGGGAAAAGUUAGAGGUUUUAUGCCAUUCAAGGCAAAUUUGAGUUUUGCAGUGAAGAAAGAAGAGAAAAGGGAGAUACCAAUUCAUGGACUAACGAUUCUCACUCCGGGAAUCAAGAAUCCGAAAGUGGAAUUGGGUUUUACGGAGUCGAGGAUGAGCCGUAGUAGAGCAGCUUCGUGUUCUUCCUUGAAGGGUCAGGUGAAUUACCGGUCCGAAUUGCAGCCCUUAUCCGAUCACCAGCAACAACAACAGCAGGCUACUAGGAAGCAAAGGAGGUGUUGGUCAUCGGAGUUACAUCGCCGGUUUGUUAAUGCCUUGCAGCAAUUAGGUGGCUCUCAAGUGGCUACUCCAAAGCAAAUUAGGGAACUUAUGCAAGUAGAUGGCUUGACCAAUGAUGAAGUUAAGAGCCAUCUGCAGAAAUACCGACUUCAUACGAGACGACUUCCACCAUCUACAAGGACCACAACCACCCCAGCAAAUGAAUCAGCCCUUGUUUUGGGGAAUGGUCUAUGGCUGUCCCAUGAUCAAUAUGGAGAUUCUUCGAAAGGUAGCAGUUCACAAUCCGGUUCUCCUCAAGGCCCUCUCCAAUUAGCUACGAACACUGGAGGAACCUCCACAACAAGAGGUGACAGUACGGAAGAUGAAGAAGACGCAAAAUCCGAAGCCUAUAGCUGGAAAACCCGUACUCACAAACCCGGUAAAGACCAUGUAUAGAGUUUAUCCACCAUGAAUUUUGCAGAUAAAAAGGAUUCGGUUUCCUUCAAUCUUCAAAUUGAGUUUUCGUUUUACUUUCGGUGCUAGUACGCGAGAAUUCAAAUGUUUUCAUAGAAGAAACAUGAACAUUAUAACAAUAGCUUCUCCAUUACUUGCUUCUAUGACAUUGAAUCUCUAGUUGCUAAUGCUUAUUUUCUAGAAGUUGUUGCUUAAAUCACAAUUGUUUUGAGCAAUUCUAAAAACAACACAAGCAUUUGGGGCACUUGUUGGAUAAUGAAGUAACUUUGUGAGUUUAGGCCAUUUCAAGUUCAGAUUAUUUUAGUUUAGGAUCAUUUUAAGUUGAACUCAUUUUGAGUUUGAACCAUUUGAGUUUUCAAAUCGAGGUUUUUUGAGUUUGUGUUAUUUUGAGUUAGGCAUUUGGAAUCAAAUUACUUGUUUAGAUCA
Messenger RNA from Gossypium arboreum, 1928 nucleotides. RefSeq names its product transcription factor HHO6-like. The transcript is spliced from 6 exons. Bases 306 to 1484 code for a protein of 392 amino acids. Gene Ontology annotation, biological process: regulation of DNA-templated transcription. The record is from RefSeq and is a predicted model, not a curated record. Lineage: Eukaryota; Viridiplantae; Streptophyta; Magnoliopsida; Malvales; Malvaceae. Gene Ontology annotation, molecular function: DNA binding; DNA-binding transcription factor activity.